AAUAGGGCAAGCAUGAAUUUCUUUUUGAUACAGAUGUUUGUUGCAGUCAUUCUGCCCAUUGAAGAAGGUUGGUGCUCUGAAAUCAUAGGCGGAAGAGUAGCGAAUCCUCACUCAAGACCAUACAUGGCUUUAAUUCAAUCUAAAACUAGCCUAUGUGGUGGGACUUUAAUUAAAACCAACUGGGUGUUGACUACAGCUAGCUGUCAAGUUGACAAGUCAACAACGGUUUACCUUGGUGUCCAUUCGAGAACUGACAAAAGCCAAACACACCAGUUUAAGAUUUCAAGAUCUAUUCCACAUCCCAAGUUCAAUAAUAAUAAACAUGUGAAUGAUAUCCAGCUGUUACAGCUUUCUAAGAAUGCAACUCUAAACAAUGCUGUGAAGAUCCUACCAUUGCCAAUAACAUUUAAAGAAAUUAAAGCAGGGACAAUGUGUGAAACGGCCGGAUGGGGAGCAUACAGCAAUAAAAGCUCCCUUUCUUCAGACAAACUAAUUGAAGUCAAAUUAACAGUGCUGGACAGAAAGACAUGUAAUUCUGCAUUUCAACCUACAUUCAAAGUUACAAGUGACAUGAUGUGCACCUGAGAUCAGCAAGAGAAGGGCCUUUGUUAUGGUGAUGCUGGAGGUCCAUUAAUUUGCAAACGUGUUUUCGCUGGUAUCUCUUCAGUUGGCUCUGUCAUUUGUGGCCUUCCCAAUAUUGCCAAUGUCUAUACUCGUCUUACCAAAGACUAUAUUAAAUGGAUUAAAAAAGAAACUAAAUAGAACACAGAACAAUUUCAGAAAAUUCAUGUUUU
This is a messenger RNA of Pelobates fuscus (common spadefoot toad), 794 nucleotides long. RefSeq names its product granzyme A-like. Bases 13 to 585 code for a protein of 190 amino acids. Gene Ontology annotation, molecular function: serine-type endopeptidase activity. Gene Ontology annotation, biological process: proteolysis. Lineage: Eukaryota; Metazoa; Chordata; Amphibia; Anura; Pelobatidae. The record is from RefSeq and is a predicted model, not a curated record. The transcript has 5 exons.